UAUUUCCGCGUUUUUGCAAAUUACGUUUCCCUCUUGGUUUCAACCUAUUUUUUACAGUCUCUGGUUUCAACCACCAAUUUUGCUUGUAAUUUGUUUAACGUUUGAAUCGUAUUAACAGUUUAUUUAAUGUUGUGUUACCACAGGGAACCAUUGGUUUUGUAGGACAUCUUUAGCGAGCUAUACAUUUGUGUUGUUUCUGUAUUCGUUCAUGGGUGUCAAAGUUACAAAGUGCAUGAGCUCGAGAAAGGCUUUACACCUAAUGCUAGUUCGUAGAACUCUCAAAACGUAACUAAGUGUUUGCAGGUAAUACUAAUUAUCUGCUCAAAUCUGGUAGGUUAAUGCGCAACAAACGGUUUCAAGAUUAGAAAUAAUAUUAUGCACGUAAUGAGAAAAUAAAGAUAUUUCCUAAGUCAGCCCAUUUGGUAAUAAGAUAACUUUGUUUGAACUGAAUGCGAUUUUAAUCCCAUUAUGUUUAAGGAGAGGCAAAUGGAUGGCAUUAAAGCAACGAUCAAAAAUAAUCUGAAGCUCUUCGAAAUGGGAAACACAUUUUCUGAUUUGCCAGAGCUACCAAAAGCGUCUGUCUUGAUACCAUUAUUGAUGAAAAGUGGGGAAAUGCAUGUACUCAUGACUGUUCGGUCAUUGGAGCUGAGAAGCAGUGCAGGGAUGAUUUGCUUUCCAGGAGGCAAAUAUGACCCUAUAGACCGCAACGAGAUAGACACCGCUCUGCGGGAGUCUGAGGAGGAAAUAGGCCUCGCUCCAGAUCAAGUAGAGGUGAUCUGCAGACUGCCUCCUAUAAUAAAUAAGAGUGGUAUUCUGGUGACUCCGGUGGUGGCAUUCAUUGAUGAUUCUUUCAAGGCCCAGCCCAAUCCAGCUGAAGUGAGCGAUGUCUUUACUGUCCCACUGGAUUAUUUUAUAAACCGGUCAGGCCACUCCUCCUACACUGUGACUGGUUAUGUUAUGGAAAUUCACAGUUUCCUGUACCAGGAUUCAGAUUCAGGCAAAGUGUACACAAUAUGGGGACUGACAGCCAUAUUGGCGAUACUUACUGCUGUUCUAGCAUUCAGGAGAAAGCCAGUGUUUGAAAUUGCUUUUGAUGCUGAAGACCCACUUCCUUAUUUUCAACGUAAUUUUCAUUUCCUAGUCAGCAAAAUGUGAUUAGCUUGUCCUUCCACAUGGCUGUGUAAAUGGACAAUUAACUUAAUAUUUUCACUUAAGAAUUUUAAUCGACUUUUUCAGUGUCACAAUCUUGGCAUAAGAUGUACUAAUAAGCAGAAUGAUGAAGGCUACAUUUUUGGACCAGCAAAACAAAAUAAAAUGUAAUGUAAAAUUCCAUCAUA
Anguilla anguilla (European eel) is the source of this 1337-nucleotide messenger RNA. RefSeq names its product nudix (nucleoside diphosphate linked moiety X)-type motif 7 (gene nudt7). The record is from RefSeq and is a predicted model, not a curated record. The coding region runs from base 469 to 1155 and encodes 228 amino acids. Lineage: Eukaryota; Metazoa; Chordata; Actinopteri; Anguilliformes; Anguillidae. The transcript has 3 exons. Gene Ontology annotation, molecular function: acetyl-CoA hydrolase activity; coenzyme A diphosphatase activity. Gene Ontology annotation, biological process: coenzyme A catabolic process.